UCACAAGUCGUUUCGACAUGAAGGCGAUCACACUGGUAGCGUUGGUGGGCCUGGCAGCUCUGGCUGCCGGCUACGUCGUAGUGCCCGAGGACAAGAUUACGUACGCUGACAAGGACUUCCUGGUGAAGCAGAAGCAGCUGCUGGAGGUGUUCCAACAUGUGCACCAGCACGAGGUUCACACCGAGCUGUGGGAGGUGUCGAAGGAGUACAAGAUCGAGGAACACUACGACUACUACACGAACGUCGAAGCCGUUAAGGAGUUUGUUGAGUUCUACAAGCACGGUAUGCUGCCGUUCGAUGAGAUUUUCAGCGUGUUCCACGAGACGCAUCGUGAGCAGGCGAUCGCUCUAUUCCACGUGUUCUACUACGCCAAGGACUGGGAAACCUUCUACAAGUCGAUCGUGUGGGCUCGCUUCCACAUGAACGAAGGUAUGUUCGUGUACGCCGUCACCGUCGCCAUGUUGCACCGCAAGGAUAUGGCCGGUCUGGAACUGCCUGCCCCGUACGAGAUCUACCCAUACUACUUCUUCAACACUGAAGUCAUCCAGAAGGCUGCUCAGUACAAGAUGCAAGGAUUCUACGGCAUGAAGAAGAUCGACGACGUCUACACCGCCAUCAUCCCAACCAACUACACCGGCUGGUACGUGCACACCAACGAGGACCAGAAGGUUUCGUACUUCACUGAGGACAUCGGCCUGAACACGUACUACUACUACUUCCACGCUGACUACCCGUUCUGGAUGGGAGGCAAGGAAUUUGGACUGUACAAGGACCGUCGUGGUGAAAUGUACCUGUACAAACAUCAGCAGCUACUCGCCCGUUACUACCUGGAACGCCUGUCCAACGACCUGGGAGUCAUCCCGGAGUUCUCCUGGUACAAACCCAUCAAAACCGGAUACUACCCGAACAUGCACUACUACAACGGAGUCAGCUUCCCGUCCCGUGACAACCUCUUCAACGUUUACACCCCGGAGAACUACUUCGAGAUUGAUGAGCUCGUCGACUACGAACACCGCAUCCGCGAGGUCAUUGAUCAGGGUUACAUUGUGCUGCCCGACGGAAGCCACAUUGAUCUGACCAAACCCGAAUCGAUCGAGUAUCUCGGUAACUUGAUCCAGGAGAACCCGGACAGUGUCAACACUCGCUACUACAAGUACGUCGGAGAGAUUGCCCGCGUUCUGCUGGGCGCUUCCGUGGAACACUUUGACGACCACAAGGUCAUCCCGGGUGCCUUGGAGCACUUUGAGACCUCGAUGCGUGACCCAAUGUUCUACCAGCUGUACAAGCGCAUCACUCACUGGUACUGGGAGUUCAAGGAUCACCUGCCGCACUACACCUACGACGAGAUUAACUUCCCCGGACUGAAAAUCGAAUCGGCUGAAGUCGACAAGCUCGUCACUUACUUUGACCGUUACGACGCUGACAUCACCAACGCCGUCGAUGUGGAGGUCUUUGACGAAGCUUCCAUGAAGUCCGCGUCCACGAUCAAGAAGUUUGGCAAGAUCGCCCACUACCAGGGUGAGGACUUUGUCAUCAAGGCUCGCCAGUGGCGUCUGAACCACAUGCCCUUCACCGUCAAGCUGAACGUCAUGUCCGAGAAGGCCACCAAGGGUAUUGUGCGCAUGUACCUGGGACCGAAAUACGACGCGUACGGUCACGUGUACGGAGUCAACGAGAACCGCGAAAACUUUGUUCUGCUGGAUGUGUUCCCGUAUGAAUUUGUCGUUGGCAAGAACACCAUCGUCCGUGACUCGACCAAGUUCCCACUGUACGUCCAGGACCGCACCAGCUACUUUGAGCUGUACAAGUGGGUUAUGGAUGCGUACAACGGCGUCAAGAAGUUCCCGCUGGACAUGACCGAAGCCCACUGCGGAUUCCCGUCCCGGCUGAUGCUCCCCAAGGGCAAGAAGGGCGGUAUGCCGUUCCAGCUGUACUUUAUCGUUUCGCCGUACCACGCCCCGUCCACUCCUCAGUACGAGGGGUACGACUACACCCUGAACUGCGGCGUCGGCUCGGGAGCCCGCUACGUCGACUCGCUGCCGUUCGGAUAUCCGUUCGACCGGCCCAUCGACGAGAAGAUCUGGUUCACGCCCAACAUGUACUACUACGACACCCUGAUCUUCAACAAGAACGAGAAGGAAAUCAACGCCGUUCACUAAGGAUAAAGUCUGAAUAAAGCGAAUGUUGCUCAUUGCUCAAAUUAGAAA
Molecule: messenger RNA, 2207 nt
Organism: Culex pipiens pallens (northern house mosquito)
Lineage: Eukaryota; Metazoa; Arthropoda; Insecta; Diptera; Culicidae
Product: hexamerin-1.1-like
Exons: 1
Coding region: 18-2159 (713 amino acids)
Source: RefSeq, a predicted model, not a curated record